AGAGGACAUCCGGUUGGUCAUAUGAUCGUCUCUUGGCUGUCAGCUGUCUUGCAGCACCUGGUAGCAGUUGACGUUGAGGAUCCUUCUCCUAUUGUUUUCUUCCAGCUAUGGCAACUUUGGUGGCAAACCGGGCAAUGGACAACGGCUUGGCGGCAGCGGCGAGGACUCACACCCAAGCUGUGACCAGAAAUUACAUCUCUCAACCGAGACUAACGUAUUCUACGGUGACGGGUGUAAAUGGACCGCUGGUCAUUCUGGAUAAUGUAAAGUUCCCCAGAUAUGCAGAAAUUGUCCAUCUGACCUUGCCUGACGGCACAAAGAGGAGCGGUCAAGUCUUGGAGGUGAUUGGGAGCAAAGCAGUGGUUCAGGUGUUCGAGGGGACGUCAGGCAUUGAUGCCAAGAAGACGGCGUGUGAGUUCACCGGGGACAUCCUGCGUACGCCAGUCUCGGAGGAUAUGCUUGGGCGAGUGUUCAAUGGCUCAGGCAAACCCAUCGACCGUGGACCCAGUGUUUUGGCUGAGGACUAUCUGGAUAUCAUGGGUCAGCCCAUCAAUCCCCAGUGCCGCAUCUACCCAGAGGAAAUGAUCCAGACUGGCAUCUCGGCUAUUGAUGGCAUGAACAGUAUCGCCAGAGGACAGAAGAUCCCAAUUUUCUCUGCUGCUGGGCUGCCCCACAAUGAAAUUGCAGCCCAGAUCUGUCGCCAAGCCGGCCUGGUGCAGAAGUCCAAGGAUGUGAUGGACUACAGCUCGGACAACUUUGCCAUUGUGUUCGCUGCCAUGGGGGUCAACAUGGAAACUGCUCGUUUCUUCAAGUCUGACUUUGAGGAAAAUGGCUCGAUGGAUAACGUUUGCCUGUUCUUAAACCUGGCCAAUGAUCCCACGAUUGAACGAAUCAUUACACCUCGCCUUGCACUGACGACAGCAGAGUACCUGGCCUACCAGUGUGAGAAACACGUCCUGGUCAUUCUCACCGAUAUGAGCUCUUACGCUGAGGCUCUGAGAGAGGUCUCUGCUGCCAGAGAGGAGGUGCCUGGACGUCGAGGUUUCCCAGGUUACAUGUACACUGACUUGGCCACCAUCUACGAACGUGCAGGCCGAGUGGAGGGCAGGAAUGGCUCAAUCACCCAAAUCCCCAUUCUCACCAUGCCUAACGAUGAUAUUACCCAUCCCAUUCCUGACCUGACGGGAUACAUUACCGAGGGUCAGGUGUAUGUGGACAGGCAGUUGCACAACCGUCAGAUUUACCCGCCCAUCAACGUUUUGCCAUCUCUGUCCCGUUUGAUGAAGUCGGCCAUCGGUGAGGGUAUGACCAGGAAGGAUCACGCCGACGUCUCAAACCAGCUGUAUGCCUGCUACGCCAUAGGCAAGGAUGUUCAGGCCAUGAAGGCCGUGGUGGGAGAAGAAGCCCUCACCUCUGAUGACCUGCUCUACCUUGAGUUCCUACAGAAGUUUGAGAAGAACUUCAUUGCCCAGGGUCCAUAUGACAACAGGACCGUGUAUGAAACCUUGGACAUCGGCUGGCAGCUGCUCCGUAUCUUCCCCAAGGAGAUGCUGAAGAGGAUUCCUCAGAGCACCUUGGCCGAGUUUUAUCCCAGGGAGUCUGCUGCUCGCCACUGAGACACCUUGAGGAACAUCUGCUCCUCACCCUCCCUAUCCUCAUCCUGGCUUUAUCAAGGACACCAACCUUGUUAAGUUAGCAUCCCUCAGCAAUCCCCUUUCUCACACCGUAAGAUAAAGUAGUGACUUGUGUACUGUAGUGUACUGUACGUAGCGUCUUGCUGUUCAAAGUAUGUGAUGUGUAAAAAGUGACCGCGCUUGUGAACUUCAUGGGUGAACUUCAGCCCUUAUUUAUUCUGCUGGAUCCUCUACUGUCCCAAAUAGCAAAUGAAGCGUGUUGCACGUGAUACAAGCUGGAAUAACAACGUCCCUGUUGAUGUCAGGCAGGUGGUACUCGUGCUGUGUUUACAAUAUUUGUGCUUUCAUCCUUGAUUUGUUGUGUAAAAUGUAUAAAAAAAAGACAUUCCCAUUAGCAAAAGCUAAUUCUUUGUUGUGCAGUCAGUAAAUGGUUUUGUCAACAGAAAUAA
This is a messenger RNA of Dunckerocampus dactyliophorus (ringed pipefish), 2083 nucleotides long. It is a transcript of the gene atp6v1b2a, whose product is annotated as ATPase, H+ transporting, lysosomal, V1 subunit B, member a. Gene Ontology annotation, biological process: ATP metabolic process; proton transmembrane transport. Gene Ontology annotation, molecular function: proton-transporting ATPase activity, rotational mechanism; ATP binding. Gene Ontology annotation, cellular component: proton-transporting V-type ATPase, V1 domain. Bases 108 to 1616 code for a protein of 502 amino acids. NCBI's taxonomy places the organism in Eukaryota, Metazoa, Chordata, Actinopteri, Syngnathiformes, Syngnathidae. The transcript is spliced from 14 exons. The record is from RefSeq and is a predicted model, not a curated record.